Molecule: messenger RNA, 1498 nt
Organism: Rhagoletis zephyria (snowberry fruit fly)
Lineage: Eukaryota; Metazoa; Arthropoda; Insecta; Diptera; Tephritidae
Gene: EndoU
Product: Endoribonuclease U-specific
Molecular function (GO): RNA endonuclease activity
Source: RefSeq, a predicted model, not a curated record
UCAGUACAGCUUUUAUCAGACGAUCGAAGAUCUUGGUGGGUUGUGGAAGCACGAUGAAGUUGUGUAUACAAGAAAUGGAAAACGUGUAGAGAAAAAUAGUGUGGAAUAGAGAAAUAGUAAUAAAAACAAAAGCAAAAUGUGUGCUGCAACAAAUCAAAUACAAUAUAAUUUCAAUAUGAAUAAUCCGGAACAAAAUAUUGGUGAAAAUAAUGUAAAUAACUUAAGCAUUUAUUUGGAUAAGGAAAAAUGUGCAAAAAUCAGACGAUUUAUUCUGAUCGGCGUGCUUGUAGUGCUGGGCAUUGUGGGCUGGCAUUUCUACGAGUAUCUCUUCGCGGAAAAGGGUGGUCCGAACGACCCUACAACUUUCGUCGAACAUGAAAUUAUCGAUCUAACACGCCGUUUAUUCGCCGACGAAGUGCGUCAGAAUAGCUAUCCGAUUGAUGUAAAUUUUCAAGGCAAGACUAGAGCAUUUCAACGCGACGAUCGUGCCGCACAGCCGCUGCUGAAAAUGAAUGAUGCCCUACUCGCAUCUAAACCCUCAUCCACAAUCGCAUUGUUGCGACGUCUUUUCGAUAACUAUGUGCUCGAUGUGCACGCUGUUGAAGAAACUACUCCCGAGCAAGCGCUGGAGGAAAUGGAUUUUCUAAAUGCUGUGCUGAAAACGUCGAUAAUGAAUCACACAAUGAGGUUUCUGCAACAGAAAGACCUCGUUUCCUCCGAUUACAAUGAUCAGCUACAAUUGCUCAAGCACAUUUGGUUUACGCAAUAUUCACGCUUCAAAGGACGAUUGGGCAGUUCGGGUUUCGAGCAUGUUUUCCUCGCCGAAGUGCGUGAGGACACCAUUUUAGGUCUACACAAUUGGGUUUAUUUUCAUGAUCAGGAGCAACAGGGGAAUUUAGACUACAAAGGAUUCAUCGAGAAAAUACGUUUGGAAAAGGACAAAUAUGUGCUCGCAACACGCUUCGAAUUCCAUAAUCAUGUCAAACCCUACAACACUCUCUUCAUUGGCACUUCACCGGAAUUUGAGUUGAGUGUUUACACCGUCUGCUUUCUAUUGCAUGGCGAUGAGCCGUGUCCGGUGCAAAUGGGACAGACAAAAUUCAAUAUAAACACAAAUGUUUGGAAUUGGCGUGGCAGGAAGACACUGGCGGCUGCAUUUCCGAGCAUCGAAAAUUGAAUGAGGAGUGGGCGGUUUAACGAACAUUUAAGUAUCUUAAAUGGGGAAAAUGUAUUAUAGUUGAUUUAAUAUACUAUUAAAUAUUUGUUUGCUAAAUAAAUAAUUUUAUUCAAAAAGAGGCUUCAUGAAAUGCGAGUCCCGAUUUGUAUGUAGUUUGUAGUUAAAAAAAUAAAAUAAAAUAAAAUAAAAUAAAAUAAAAUAAAAUAAAAUAAAAAAAUGAAGUAUUGAUCAAACAUACAAGAUUACACCGCGCGACAGUAAAUUUUACCACAUAUAAAUUAAUAUAUUAGGAAAAUAUAUGUAAAUAUAGUAAAGCGUUUU